AUGCAUCAGAUUACCGAUGCGCCGAAAAAGCUGCGCAAAUCAUUCGUUGAGCGAGCAAGAUGGAAUCAUGAGAUUCGGAAUUCCAAUGAGCGGAAUGGGUUUGUUUUGGAAGACUUGCUGAGACGACUUUCUUGGCAAGAGCAAACGAAGCAGGUGUAUAACGGUAUCGAUUACUCUCGAAAGGCUUCGCCAUAUGGGAUCAGCAGAAAGCCGGCGGGAGAGUAA
Messenger RNA from Penicillium robsamsonii, 225 nucleotides. RefSeq lists its product as uncharacterized. The record is from RefSeq and is a predicted model, not a curated record. NCBI's taxonomy places the organism in Eukaryota, Fungi, Ascomycota, Eurotiomycetes, Eurotiales, Aspergillaceae. The transcript has a single exon. Bases 1 to 225 code for a protein of 74 amino acids.